CAACCGCCAAUGCGCAAGUUCCCAUUUCUAUGUCAGUGUCAAGUGUCGAAUACAAAAUUUAUGUUUCGUAUAUUUUUUUCCACUACAUUGUUCGUCUCGUCUGUCGUUGAUCCAUCUGCCCCGAAAGUCUCGUCAUCAUUCAGAAACGUUACAAUACGAUCGUGAAACGGUUUUGCUCCGCAAUCAUUAGAAAAUGUUUAGAAUUGUGCAGAGGAUAUUCACGCGACGAAAUAACAUCACGUAAUCUCGUGAAAUUGUCGUUUGAAUGCGAAAAUUACUAUAUCGCACAGGCGACAAACGCGACGACAACAUAACUUUACACGAAGAACGGAAGGAAGGACCAUUAUGUCCGGAAUUUAUGGAUACAGUCGCGAGGCAGUUCGAGUGAAAGUGAAGAAAUGCGAAUCAAACGCUUCACCAGAAUGGCGAAAAUUCUCCGUAGACCCCCAAAUUACCUCCCUCGAAGUCCUCUACAGCAUCCUAGCCAAAGCAUUCGACAUCCGAUCCGACUUCAGUAUAAGCUAUCGUGCAUUCGACCCAUCCGGCCAGGAAACCUACCUAGGCGUCCUCUCCGACUGGGAUUUAGAUGCAGCCUUCCUCCGCGCACACAACACUUCAAUCCAAACAGGCAAUGAACCAUGUCUUAAUCUUCGUGUCGAUAUCAAAGCGUUUUCCGAAGCACAAGACUGGGAGGUGAACUCACCCGCUACCAAAGAGAUUUCAGCGCUACAACAAAGCAUCGAUGCCGGACAAAAGUAUGUUCAAAAUAUGCAAAAUAAGUUACCCGGGCUGAUUAUGAAUCAUAUGGAGAAGACGUUUUCGAUGGUUCAACGAGCUCUGAAUUUAACUGAGGAGCAGUUACCAGCCCAACCCCCACGACCGCCACUCUGUGAUUCGGAAUUUCGAAACUUCUUAGAUUCCGUGGGGCAAAUUUUAUAUCCGAAUGAGUUGAGAAAGGUGAUAUUUGCAGGCGGAAUUGAUCCUAGUUUGAGGAGGGUUGUGUGGAAGCAUAUUUUGAAUGUGUAUCCAAAUGGGAUGACUGGCAGGGAACGAAUGGACUAUAUGAAACGGAAAGCAGCUGAGUAUUAUAGACUAAGAGACACGUGGCGAAUGGCAGUGCAGAAAGGACCGGUAAUUGGUGAGUUGGCAUACGUAACGAGUAUGGUCCGGAAGGAUGUCUUGCGAACAGAUAGGCUGCAUCCCUUUUACGCCGGCAGUGACGAUAAUCAAAACAUAGCUUCAUUAUUUAAUAUUCUUACGACAUACGCUUUGAAUCAUCCCUCAGUUAGCUAUUGCCAAGGAAUGUCUGAUAUAGCGUCUCCGCUUCUAGUCACAAUGGGCGACGAGGCCCACGCUUACAUUUGCUUCUGUGCAAUAAUGACCCGUUUAAAGGUUAAUUUCAUGCUUGAUGGAAUCGCCAUGACGCAGAAAUUCACUCACUUAGCCGAAGCUUUACAAUUCUACGAUCCAGAAUUUUUCGAGUAUCUCAAAUCCCAGCAGGCUGACGAUUUGUUGUUCUGCUAUCGAUGGUUACUUUUGGAAAUGAAGCGGGAAUUCGCGUUUGAGGACUCUCUCCGCAUGCUGGAAGUUCUGUGGAGUUCAAUUCGAUCUGAGCCUCCAGCCAAGGAACUUGAUUUGUUUGAAAAAGAAUUCGAGCCUCCUGCAGCUGAUGUUCCGGCACCAAAAAGUCCCUCGAUUAUAAUGCGCACGCCUAGGGAGAAUGCUUAUACUAAAGUGUGUGCCCUACGAAGGCAGAGUUCGUCCGUUUCCUCACUGUCAUGCUCGCCUAAUCAAUCGUCAUCGCCGGGGCUGUUUCUUCCACUGAACAAGUUGAAUGUUGCGAAACGGAUGAAUCAGAGCCUUGAUGAGAACAUCUCACGAAAUCCAAGAGUCAAACGUGUUCCGAAGAGUCAUCAAAGCCUGGAUGAAACGAAAAUGCUUAUGCUUAUGGAGAAUAUCGCGUUUUUCAAGGACAGCAGUGACGACCAAUCGGACAGCGUUUUCGAAAAUCCUGAAAGUGAUGAUGAUAUCGAUCUUCCUCCUACUGCAAAUCCCACGAUUGCCGAACAGAUAGUGUUCCAUCCCACGAACCCGUUUUUAUCGGACGCUCAAGAGGACGGCAAGAAUCAAAACGAGGUUGACAAAGCCGAGUUGGAUAAUUCACCGAAUAUAGCCAAUAAUAACAAUGAGAGUCCAACGGUAUCACCGAAACGCGAAUUGCGAGCGAAUCAAUCGGGUAAAUCGCUGAAAACGAAAAUCGGCGGAAAAGCUCUCUUUUCAACCAGUCCAGGGAAUAUUAUUUCUAAGCAAUUUUCGUCGCAUAAAAAGGGCGGGCAUUUUAAAGAGCUCAAGGAGAAGAUUGCGGCCAGUAAGAAAGGAAUUCUUGCCUCUAUUGAUAAAAUGGAUAACCAGUCAGUAAACGCUGCUGGUGGAAACAAAUCCAAUCAAGUCUUGACUGGGGGUCAACAAACAACGUCGGAAGAUAAGGAUGCAUCCAGCCAGCAACGGAAACCUCCAAACAAAGUAAAAAACCUCAAUGAACUCCUGAAUUUCUCCUCAAUGAAUAAAAGCCGCAUAUCCGAUAAACUAGUUACAAGUAGCAAAGCGAAUUUCGAAAAACGGGAAAGCAUAGAACACAGCGGGAAGCAUCGGCCUCUGAUCAAGCUUACGAAAAACUCCUUUGACGAUUCUGAUUCAUCGACCCUGGACGGCAACAGCGUGAGUAGCACGCAGUCACAUCCACCGGGAAAGCCUCCUCCAUUGCAGCUUCAACUGACGAACAUUGUCGCACAAACGCAAAUGAGUUUGGACGGUAGCAGCCCAGAUGACAGCCAGGACUAUUAUCCUAUGACAACUUCGAUGACCCGCGAGCUCCGCUUGGAGAUGGAGAGUUUGGACCGUCAAGUGUUUGGCGAUGCAAGUAUAAUUGAACGCAGCAAACUUCUGCAAGAUGCCUCCGAAAUUGGCUACGAAAAACUUGACAAGGAUUCAUUGGAUUUGGUGGAGGUCCGGGAAAGCGAAAUCGUUCCGAUAGCAGAGAUUAAUGAUCUGAUUGUCAUGAGGAAUAGUGAACGGAAACAUAAAGUGGACCCUCUCAAUCGGAUAAGCGUAUGCAGCACGAACACGGAUGUAUUUGUUUGGGAGAAUCCUUUGCAUCAAAUGUCUGGAGCUUCCAGUUGUAACUUCAAUGAAGUAGUGGAAACCAAUGACGAGGAGAUUCUGAUGAAAGGAUAUGUGAAUGGAAGUGUUGAAACGGAAGCGACGGUCAUAACAAAUGCCAUGACUCCGGACGAACAACAGGAUUUGGAAUACGAUGGAGAUAUCGUCAUUGAAUGCAGUGGAGAGAAUAUGAAAAAAUCGGUAACCCCCUUGCGCCUGGUGCAGCAAAAGCCCAAUAUAUCAAGACUACGCGAUGAUUCCGACUCGGAUACAACAGACAGCUGGAAAAACCAACCAAUUAAUCCAUUUCUUCCACCCAAGUCAAUUUCACAGGAGCUCAUUGAAAAUACCUUCGCCGAUACUCAAACAAUGGUUACAUCCCUCCCAGCAGGUUUGGACGCACAACUGCCACUUCAAACUCAAUCCUUCGCUCCCGGCACUCGACCCCUAGGCUGCGAAGAAGCCUCCGAGGCGAAUAUCAGCUUCUCAAAACCCAGCAAUACAAUCCUUCCGUCACCAAGCGAGUUUGGAGGCGGCAAUGCAUUUCUCAUGUUUCUGUGUCUGACUCUGCUCCUGCAGCAUCGUAACUUCGUCAUGAAGAGCGGCAUGGAUUAUAACGAAAUGGCGAUGCAUUUCGACAAAAUGGUCCGGAAACACGAUGUCACAAGGGUACUAAAUCAAGCGAGGAGAAUGUAUGCGGAUUAUCUGAAAACUCAAAGUGCAAUUGCAUCGGCUGCUGGCGAUGCGGCGACUAAGUCAUAAGAUUAGCCGAAGAGAAGGAUGUUUUUUGUUAAGGCGAUACCAAUGGGUAAAAAGCAUUACGUAAUAUUCAUGUAGGAUUUCGUUGUUGAUUUUGAAGGUUUAUUUUGACUUUUACACGCAAGCGCUGUUAGGGACGAUAUUUACUAAGCGAGGACCCUAAAAUUCAAUUAUACAGGCAGGGACCGCUUCGAACUUGUAUUCCCACUCGAAGCAAACGUCCCGAACAAAAUGAGAUUUGAUUUCGAUGUUCAGUCAUCCCCUUCCCCAUUGAAGUUAACCAUUUUAGAAUGUAAUUUAAGAGACCGAGAUGUAUGUAAGAUAUUUUUUACAAAAUACUAAGAGACAUUUUUGAAAAUUAAAAUAAAAAAUGAAAACUAAUUUAUUAUACUCGCGUUCGAUGAUGCAUUUACAAUCAAUCCUGUAAUCGUUUUCUAGUUUCUGCACCCUCUUUAUAUUGAGUCGCAAUCAUAAUCGUGUCGCCUCAUCUCAACUUAAUAUUUUACCAACUAAUUAAGAAUUAAUUUAUUAAAUUUGACCUCGCGAGAGCGAACUUCAUGCAAAGCCUUUUCUUGCUAGAGGAUUUUUUUAUACGUAUUAUGCAAUACUUGAGAAAAUGCAAGAAGGCGAAUAAAAAUUAUAUGUGAUCGUUUGUUAUUCGACAUGUUUACUAUGUAAUAUUUGAUUUGGUUUUUAAGCGUUCCAGGCACGUAUAAACGCAGUUUUCAAACGAUUUACACCCUCUGUUUAUGAACAUUCCCUAGGACUAGGUUUAAAAUAUGAAAUUAAAUUGACAAAAAACAAAACACGCAAGAGAUUCUUUGAGAUUACGAUAAUAGAAAAAUAAAAACCAACAGUAUAUAUUUCAAGAUAAAAUCAAAUUUAAUGAAUUAUUAUAUUAUCAUAAUAAUUGUACUUAUGAAUGACAAAUUAAAAAGAAAAUGAUAAA
Messenger RNA from Hermetia illucens (black soldier fly), 4867 nucleotides. RefSeq lists its product as uncharacterized. NCBI's taxonomy places the organism in Eukaryota, Metazoa, Arthropoda, Insecta, Diptera, Stratiomyidae. Gene Ontology annotation, cellular component: autophagosome. Bases 346 to 3921 code for a protein of 1191 amino acids. The record is from RefSeq and is a predicted model, not a curated record. Gene Ontology annotation, biological process: regulation of autophagosome maturation; activation of GTPase activity. Gene Ontology annotation, molecular function: GTPase activator activity. The transcript is spliced from 2 exons.